GAAGCACAUUGCACCAGCUAUGCAGAAGGUGGAGAGUCAAUGUCCGCCGCAGGCUCUUUCCUUUGCGAUUGUGUGUCCACAAUGGAUUGAAAACAGUAACGCCGAAGACACGGAGUCUUUACUUCAACAGAUCGUGUGCUACAUCAACCCGAGCCAACACACCAAGGAGCCUGAGAACGGCAUGGUGAGUAGCACCCAGUGGGUGCUUCCCUGGAUGAGGAAAACUCACGCAGAAGCGGAUGGGUCAGACGUCCGCCAAUGGAACACGUUCAGCGACAGCGUGUCGGAUCAUGAGAUAGUGAAACAAAUCGGUCUAUUGCAGGCAAUUACCGACUUGUCUGCUAAAUUCAACGGCGAGAGCAGUGAUACCCAAAUAUCUUACAUUGACACUGAUGAAACACGUACUGUUGUUGGGUGGUUGCGUGCGGGAGACGGAAGCGGAGGUCCAGACUCUUUUGCCGGGUUCUGGUUUUUCUGCGAGUUCCAGUUCACAAAGGUGACGCUAGCUAACGGCGAGACACGUUUCAUCCAGCGGGGGUUGGCGGCACCGGAGUACUUGAGGCAGCAGAUCUUCAAGGGCUAUGAGCUUUGGUGCUUAAACCACGGAGCUCUCGAGUACUGCAACACGCAGAUGGACAAGCUGGACUUGCGACUGCAGGUCACCCAGUGGUGGCAACAGUGGUUCUCGAGUAGGUUUGAGUUCCCCUCGUCGUACGACGCUACCGAUGAUGCGUUGUUCAGUUUUCUUCCUGGCAUCAGAUACUCGUGUGUCGAUAAACCUCUCGGGUUCUCAGAAAAUAUAAGCAAGGAAUUGGAAUCGUUAACAAGUAAGGAGAGUGGUUUGAAAGACAUUAUGGUCUUGAACACCAACUGGACUCCAGAGAAAAACUGGGGUGUCAUCCACGUCAAUUAUGAUUCGAUAUAUUCACAGUGGAGUUUUCAAAGCAUUGUUUCCUUCUUCAAAGACAUCGACUUAACUUUUGGUCUGAGCACUUAUGCAUUGACCAAUGGAAACAGACCGUCUUUGAAAAAGUACGUAGAUAGCUUGAAGAGGAUGAAUUCUAUCAAGCCCGAUGGAGGGUUACUGGAAAGGUCAUCAAUGGAGCCAGCCUUGUAUUUGCAGGAAAAAUUUGCCAAUGCUGUAUUCAACCCCUUCGGCAACGUUAUUGAUGCGUUUGAGUCAUAUAUUCUGUCCAUGCCAGAUAUAACUAACUUAUCCGAAUACGUUCCAUCUGUUGUGCCUUCGAUUUCAGAGAGCGUCAAAAAUGCUACUCUACAUCCGUGGAAUUCUCUAACCUCUUAUUGGGGUGCCGCUCCAGAAGAAGAACCAUUACAACCAGCCCAAAACGAACAAGAAGAAGCUGAAACACCAUCUUCUAUUCACUCCCUGCCUCAGCUACAAUCGAAUGACCAAGAUUCCUUGCAUGGCCAUACCGCUGGUGAAACAGGCAGCAAUACGAGGAGCAUGUCGCAGAAAACAACACAGUCAAGUAUAUACGAAAGCAUGGAGGUGGCGCAGAAAUCUGGUAGCUAUUUAUUAGGCUGCACAAAACAAGGAUCAAUAGUCCUACAUAAUUUCCACCUUUACAAUGAACAAAGACGAGGAUGGGAGAAGGUGAAGUUGAUAAUUUACGAGAUAAAUGGAAUCUUAUUUGUGAUGUUCUACGAAUCGGACUACGAGCCGCUAAAGCACUCCCCGGAAUUGUAUACUAGCUUAUCGAAGAAAUUAGACUCAAUUUACCAAUUAUAUUUCACUGACCUCAUUUUCAAUCAACUCAAAUCGCUCGAAGAUGACAUGAAAAGUAAAAGCAAAGACGAUUUUGCGUUCAUCAUCUACGAUCAAGACAAAUACUGGACCAACAUAUCCAACAUUCCUCCUGAUCACGACACCUUAAUGCACCAAAUUCCCGAAAGAGUUCAUUUGUUAGAGCAGAAUAUAAACGGAACAGAUCUUGAGUUCCUAAGGACUCUUGCGUUGAUGCAGGACAGACAGCUUCAGGGAGUAAUUGCAAGCAACAUAACGCCGUCUCCGGGAUGGGUCGUGCAGGAGAAAGUCACAAAGUUGGGCAAAACUCGUUGGUGUCUUUUCCACCGCUACACAGAAAGUAAAUGGGUCCUAGUUGUCAAGCAAAUCGCUAGUGUGGAUGGCACUGAGGGACUUGUUUGGGGAGAGGAUGUGAAGAAGUGGAUGGCAUGGGUAGAAGCUGAGGGGUAUGUUUAGUCGAUCCACUGCUAAAACUAUAUAGUCGUUUAAUUUAGUGUAUAAAAAUUGGGUAAUAAUUUGGGGAAUUAAUGGAGUGUAG
Pichia membranifaciens NRRL Y-2026 is the source of this 2303-nucleotide messenger RNA. RefSeq lists its product as hypothetical. The transcript has a single exon. The record is from RefSeq and is a predicted model, not a curated record. Bases 20 to 2221 code for a protein of 733 amino acids. Lineage: Eukaryota; Fungi; Ascomycota; Pichiomycetes; Pichiales; Pichiaceae.